Molecule: messenger RNA, 630 nt
Organism: Salvia hispanica
Lineage: Eukaryota; Viridiplantae; Streptophyta; Magnoliopsida; Lamiales; Lamiaceae
Source: RefSeq, a predicted model, not a curated record
UAUAACUCAAAAGGAUAAUUUUACUUAGUCUUCACUCCUCAUCACGUUGCAUCUCAUAUCUCCUUUACUUCAAUCACAAAGCACACAACUAUAUUCAACCAUGGCUACCUCCACACUUCACAAGCUAUCUUCAACACUAGUCUUUCUCUCCACAAUUCUCAACUUUCCGGCCGCCACGACGCCUCAGGAGUGCCCGUAUCCGUGUUACCCUCCGCCAAUAGGCCCCGGAGGCGGAGACAACAACCCUCCAGUGACUACGACGCCACCAUCUUCCACCACCACGACAACUCCUCCGGCAUCUUUCUCCCCUCCUUCCCUCUCCACCAAUCCUCCCGCCGGAAUAUUCCCGUACGAUCCGCCAACGCCUAAUUCUUACGGCGGUGCACAGCCGCCGCCGGAGCCCAUAUUAUCGUGGUUUCCCUAUUACUACAGGAAGCCACCACACCAAGAUCAGUCUUCAUCAACUGUUGCUGGAGAAUCAAUUACAACUAUCCUCAUCAUUUUCUUCAUUUUUGGCUUCGGUUUUUUUGCAUUCUAGCUUUUUUUCGUUUGAGAUGUGCAACAUUGCUAAUGGUUACCUAGCUGUUCUAUCUUCACAAAAUUAAGAUAUCUUAUUCAAUUUUGUUUGAA